Molecule: messenger RNA, 1940 nt
Organism: Brachypodium distachyon (stiff brome)
Lineage: Eukaryota; Viridiplantae; Streptophyta; Magnoliopsida; Poales; Poaceae
Product: inositol-3-phosphate synthase 1
Exons: 9
Coding region: 15-1541 (508 amino acids)
Biological process (GO): phospholipid biosynthetic process; inositol biosynthetic process
Cellular component (GO): cytoplasm
Molecular function (GO): inositol-3-phosphate synthase activity
Source: RefSeq, a predicted model, not a curated record
GUUGAACCAAGAAGAUGUUCGUGGAGGGGUUCAAGGUGGAGAGCCCGCAUGUGCGGUACGGCGCCGGCGAGAUCGAGUCCGAGUACCGCUACGACACCACGGAGGUCGCGCCGUCGCCCGAGGGGACGGGCUGGGUGGUGCGCCCCAAGUCAGUCACCUACAACUUCAAGACCAGCACCGCCGUCCCCAAGCUCGGGGUGAUGCUUGUUGGAUGGGGCGGCAACAACGGCACCACUCUCACAGCCGGGGUCAUCGCCAACAGAUUGGCCAUUUCAUGGGCGACCAAGGAGAAGGUGCAGAAGGCCAACUAUUUCGGCUCUCUAACCCAGGCUUCAGCCAUCAGAGUUGGCAGCUACAAUGGAGAGGAGAUCUACGCACCUUUCAAGAGCCUUGUACCCAUGGUGAAUCCGAACGACAUUGUGUUUGGUGGAUGGGACAUCAGCAGCUUGAACUUGGCCGACGCCAUGGGUAGGGCCAAGGUGUUGGACAUUGACCUGCAGAAACAGUUGAGGGUCUACAUGGAGUCCAUGGUGCCCCUCCCCGGCAUCUACAACCCGGACUUCAUCGCCGCCAACCAGGGCUCUCGCGCUAACAAUGUCAUCAAAGGCACCAAGAAGGAGCAGGUUGAGCAGAUCAUCAAGGAUAUCAGGGAGUUCAAGGAGAAGAACAAGGUGGACAAAGUGGUCGUGCUGUGGACGGCCAACACCGAGCGGUAUAGUGACGUCGUCGUCGGGCUCAACGACACCAUGGACAACCUCUUGGCUUCUCUGGACAAGAACAUGGCCGAGAUCUCACCGUCAUCGAUGUACGCAAUAGCCUGCGUCACAGAGGGGAUACCAUUCAUCAAUGGGAGCCCCCAGAAUACCUUCGUUCCGGGGUUGAUUGAGCUCGCCAUCAAGAAGAACUCGUUGAUUGGUGGUGAUGACUUCAAGAGUGGGCAAACCAAGAUGAAGUCUGUCCUGGUUGACUUCCUUGUCGGUGCUGGAAUCAAGCCCACCUCAAUUGCCAGCUACAACCAUCUGGGCAACAACGAUGGCAUGAACCUCUCGGCUCCACAGGUAUUCCGGUCCAAGGAGAUCUCAAAGAGCGGCGUGGUGGAUGACAUGGUGGCCAGCAACGGCAUCCUCUACAACCCCGGGGAGCACCCGGACCACGUCAUUGUCAUCAAGUAUGUGCCGUAUGUUGGCGACAGCAAGAGGGCCAUGGACGAGUACACCUCCGAGAUCUUCAUGGGUGGGAGGAACACCAUCGUGCUGCACAACACCUGCGAGGACUCACUCCUCGCCGCGCCCAUCAUCCUAGACCUCGUGCUCCUAGCCGAGCUCAGCACCAGGAUCCAGCUCAAAGCCCAAGGCCAGGAAAAGUUCCACUCAUUCCACCCGGUGGCCACCAUCUUGAGCUACCUCAGCAAGGCCCCUCUUGUUCCCCCAGGGACACCAGUGGUGAAUGCACUGGCCAAGCAGAGGGCCAUGCUGGAGAACAUCCUGAGGGCCUGUGUUGGGCUGGCCCCUGAGAACAACAUGAUGCUUGAGCACAAGUGACAUUGCCCAGCAAAAUUCUCUCGUCACAAGGGAAAGGAGAACAAGUAUCACCACAUCAAGGAAUAACUAGAGGCCAGUGGAAGGAGAGAUCAGGUCAAACAUGGUGUCAAGUCACUUGGACCCUCUUGGGGCUUUAAGUUCAUUAGUUAGUUUGCCCUCCGCUCCCUGUGUUUUCACAGCUGUUUAGGAAAUUUUUGGUGAUGGGACUGGUCAUGUAUGAUAGGGUCGAAGGAAUUAGUCAUCGUCUUUAGUUACAUUUGCUUAUUAUGGAGCUGGUAGAAGUGGUCAGCCUAAUAUUUGGAACUUUUAAUCAAAGAACGGCUUGCUCCUUGUUUGGAUCAUGCUUUGCCCUAUCCUUUUCACUGCUCGGCGAGAACUCCUUUUUCUGGCUUCAGGGCA